Molecule: messenger RNA, 1157 nt
Organism: Limanda limanda (common dab)
Lineage: Eukaryota; Metazoa; Chordata; Actinopteri; Pleuronectiformes; Pleuronectidae
Gene: and3
Product: actinodin3
Exons: 4
Coding region: 4-954 (316 amino acids)
Source: RefSeq, a predicted model, not a curated record
AGGAUGAUGUUUGACGAGUUCCUGUUGAGGGCGAUAUGCUGUCUGGUUUUUAUGUCAGGUUUGCUAGAAGCAACAUCUCUUAUGAAAGUAAAGAAUCCUGGAGGUCCAGUGAACAUUGACUCAGCUCAGGCUCAUGAUUUCUUGACUAAUUCUCGACCAAAGAGGAAUGUCGACCCAAAGUGGCACCGAGGGACUCCUGACUUUCAGUCCUACUACCGCUUCUACAACAGCAUUGGACACAUCGAGGGCAUCUAUGAGAUUGACAGGAUCAGGAUACUGUACCAGCAGAUGCGUCACUUGGAGUUGACCUACGGCCCAGACGCCUCCAGUUACCAAAACAUGUUAGGUGUUCAGACAACUACCGCUGCACCAACUACAACCACCCUGCCUCCUCCACCUCCCACCACCCCUGCUCCGACCCCAGACCCCCUAGAGAACGCUCAGAGGAUCUACCUGUGCAACCCCAGAGACCCGCUGUGCAAACCUCAGAUCGUCUACCUGCCUACGGGGGCUGUUCCAGUGCUGUGUGACCCACGACGCAACCCGGCCUGCAGGCCCAAAACAGAGGAGGAGAUUAAGGCUGAAGCUCCUCCCCCACCUCCCCCUGCUCCCAAAAAGCCUGCCCCACCUCCCCCUGCUCCCCAAAAGUCUGCCCCGCCUCCCUCUCUUCCUCCACCUCCUGCUUUCGUUGCCAAAGGUAUGGAGUAUGACUGCGACCCUUACUGGGAUCCUGACUGCCUCGUCGACCACCCUCCCCGCCCUAUCCAGGAAACAUCUGCACCAGAGGCACCAGCUGAGGAGAAAGUGGUGAUAGAGGAAGAAGCAAAAGCUGAGGAGAGUGCCCCUGCAGAGCCAAGCAUAGAGGAAAACCCUGAACCUCACUUUGACCCUUAUGAUUUCAAACGUGACCUUUAUGACCCCUUUAAAUAUGCCAAUCCAGCUCCAGAAGAGUAAAAAACACAGUGCUUAAGAAAUCAUAAAUAAAUAAAUCAUGACAGGACUGUGAGCAAAUCCACAAACUUAAAGUAAACCUCAUGCAGGUCAUCACGUCUAACAAGGCAGACAUGAAAACUCAACCUUUUUCCUCAUGGUUUUCCACACUACACCUGUACAGUAGGUGUGAAUGAGUGCUAAUAUUGUGAUACACAAUAAAAUGU